CAUGGGCCACCUCUUCCGCCCCCUCGUCGCUGAUCUCCUCUCCCUUCCGAUGCCGACCAUCGCCGCCGUCACCGGCCACGCCGCCGCCGCCGGCUUCAUGCUCGCGAUAUGCCACGACUAUGUGGAGAUGAGAGCAGACAGAGGUUUCAUUUACAUGAGCGAGAUUGAUGUCGGUAUUCCUUUUGCUCCGUAUACUAUGGCGUUGUUGAGAUCCAAGAUUCCCUAUCGAAAAGUUUUCCGCGAGAUCGUGCUCGAGGGGAAGAAGAUCGGCGCGACGGAAGCGGUGGCGAAGGGGAUUAUCGAUCGGGCUCACGGCAGCGCGAAGGAGGCGCUGGAGGCGGCUGUGCGGCGGGCGGAGGAGCUCGCGGCGAGGAAUUGGAUCGGUGAGAUUUACUGCUCGAUUCGGAAGGGGUCGUUGCCGGAGAUUUGUUCUGCGUUAGGAUUUCCGCCCGAGACUGAUGAAGAUAGGGUAAAACUGCUGUUUUUAUCGAAUUCAAAGUCUAAGAUAUAGAGAAGAGGAAAAAUAAUAAAAUAAUAGAUUGAUGAGUUGCUGCGGCUUUGUAAGCUCCUCGUGAUCAUUCUGAAAUAUAUCAUUCUAUUAGUAUUUAGUAACACUUUGUUAGUCUUGAAGAUUGAGUCUCAUUACUAUCAAUGAAGAAUUUUCAAGGAUAUUUCUCCCAA
Dendrobium catenatum is the source of this 681-nucleotide messenger RNA. RefSeq names its product enoyl-CoA delta isomerase 2, peroxisomal-like. Gene Ontology annotation, cellular component: peroxisome. Gene Ontology annotation, molecular function: enoyl-CoA hydratase activity; delta(3)-delta(2)-enoyl-CoA isomerase activity. Bases 2 to 511 code for a protein of 169 amino acids. NCBI's taxonomy places the organism in Eukaryota, Viridiplantae, Streptophyta, Magnoliopsida, Asparagales, Orchidaceae. The transcript has a single exon. The record is from RefSeq and is a predicted model, not a curated record. Gene Ontology annotation, biological process: fatty acid beta-oxidation.